Cynara cardunculus var. scolymus (artichoke) is the source of this 1110-nucleotide messenger RNA. RefSeq lists its product as uncharacterized. NCBI's taxonomy places the organism in Eukaryota, Viridiplantae, Streptophyta, Magnoliopsida, Asterales, Asteraceae. The record is from RefSeq and is a predicted model, not a curated record. Gene Ontology annotation, biological process: proteolysis. The coding region runs from base 1 to 1110 and encodes 369 amino acids. Gene Ontology annotation, molecular function: nucleic acid binding; zinc ion binding; aspartic-type endopeptidase activity. The transcript has 2 exons.
AUGGAGGAGCCCGUGAGAAAGAACUAUAGCGAGAGGGGCGGUAAGGCCCAAAAAGUGAUAAGAAAGUUUGGGGCUCAGACACAGAUAGCAGAAAAGGGCAAAGAAACUUACCCUAUGUAUGAUAAGUGCAAUAAUCACCAUGGCGGGAGAUGCAUCAUCUGUCUCAGAUGCAACAAAGGAGGUCAUUUCGCUAAAGAUUGCAGGAGCGAAGGGAGACGAACAUGCCACGAGUGCAGAAGUCCGGAUCACUUCAGGAAUGCAUGCCCGAGACUGAACCGAGGGCCAGUUACUAACCCAACACGACCAGUCAACCAAGGAAAUCAAGGAGGCCAAGCACGAGGUCAAGCAUUUGAGAUUGGGGUAGAAGAAGCUAGGCAAAACCCGAACAUGGUCACAGGUACAUUCUUCCUGAAUAAUCGUUACGUAUCUGUAUUAUUUGAUUCUGGAGCAGAUAGGAGCUUCCUGUCACUAGAAUUUAGACCAAAUAUUAGUUUAAAGUCACAAAAGCUGAAAGAAGAUUUCGUUAUCGAGUUUGCUAAUAGACAGGUAGUUAGAACUAAAGACGUAAUCAAAAAUUGUACCUUACGUUUAGCCGGACAAAACUUUAGCAUAGACCUUAUUUCAAUCAGAUUAGGAAGCUUUGAUGUAGUUGUGGGUAUGGAUUGGCUAUCCAAAAAUCAAGCCGAGAUAUGUUGUUCUGAGAGUAUGAAGAUGCGGAAAUACUUGAAAAAGGAAUAUGUCACGUUUUUGGCCCACAUUGUGGAUAAGGGAAUCAAAGAGAAACACAUCCAGGAUUUUCCCAUAGUUUGGGAUUUUCUUGAGGUAUUUCCUGAUGAUCUGCCAGGAUUACCCCCGUUACGGCAAGUCAAAUUCCACAUUGACUUAAUUCCUAGAGCAGCGCCCGUGGCCAAAUCACCUUAUCGUUUGGCACCAUCAAAAAUGAAAGAAUUGUCAGAACAACAUGACAUACUGAUCUAUUCGCAAAACAAGGAGGAGCAUGAGCAACACUUAAAGUUGAUACUUGAGAUGUUAGGAGAUCAGAAAUUGUUGCCAAGUUCUCCAAAUGCGAAUUUUGGAUUCGUAAGGUGCACUUCCUUGGUCAUGUGGUAA